AAUCUCUGCUGCAUUCCCUCCUCUCCAUCCAGAGCAAGCAAACCUCCUCCACCAUGGCCUCCUACUCUCGCUCCACCUUCUCCAGCGGAAACCGGUUCGGGUCCAUGAGGGCCCCCAGCGUGUACGGUGGCGCCGGAGGCUCCGGGGUCCGCAUCUCCAGCAUGAGCGCUCCCAGAAGCUUCUCCUCCGCCGCCACCGGUGCCGCUGCAGGAGGUGGCUUCAACCUGGCCGACGCCAUCGACAUCUCCGACAACAAGAAGAUGGCCAUGCAGAACCUGAACGACCGGCUGGCCUCCUACCUGGAGAAGGUGCGCAACCUGGAGAAGGCCAAUGCCGAGCUGGAGCUGAAGAUCAGACAGUUCCUGGAGAACAAGACCAAACCUGAGGGCCACGACUGCACUGCAUUCAAGGUGGUCAUCAGCGACCUGCAGGACCAGAUCUUAGACGCCACCCGCACAAACGGGUCUCUGUACCUGGCCAUCGAUAACGCCAAAUUGGCUGCUGAUGACUUCAGGGUCAAGUUUGAGAACGAGCUGGCCAUGCGUCAGGGUGUCGAGGGUGACAUCGCCGGGCUGAAGAGGGUCCUGGACGAGCUGACUCUAGGAAGAUCCGACCUGGAGAUGCAGAUCGAGGCUCUGAGGGAGGAACUCAUCCAGCUCAAGAAGAACCAUGAGGAGGACCUGCUGGCUCUGAGGGCUCAGAUGAGCGGUCAGGUGAACGUGGAGGUGGACGCCGCUCCUCAACAGGAUCUGUCCGCCAUCAUGGGCGGAAUCAGAGAACACUACGAGAACGUCGCUACCAAGAACCGCAGAGACCUGGACACCUGGUUCCAGGCAAAGUCUGAGGAGAUCAAUAAGGAGGUUGCCGUGAGCACAGAGUCUCUCCAGUCAUCACGCUCUGAGGUCACAGAGGUCAAACGCUCGCUGCAGGGUCUGGAGAUCGAGCUCCAGGCACAGCUCAGCAUGAAAGCGUCUUUGGAGGGAUCCCUCGCCGACACCCAGGGCAGGUAUGCUGCCAUGCUAGCGGGUUACCAGAAGCAGGUGUCCUCUCUGGAAGACCAGCUGGCUCAGCUGAGAGCUGACCUGGAGCGCCAGGGACACGAGUACCAAAUGCUGCUGGACACUAAGACCAGGCUGGAGAUGGAGAUCACUGAGUACAGGAGGCUGCUGGAUGGAGAGCUGUCGAGCCCGGCCUCCUCCACUUUGACUCGUAAAGUGCUGAUUGUCACCAAAGAGGUGGUGGACGGUGAAGAGGUCAGCUCCAAGACUGAGGAGACUCAGUGAGACGACACACUUGUCACCAUGCUGCCGACCGUUCUCAGA
Seriola dumerili (greater amberjack) is the source of this 1322-nucleotide messenger RNA. RefSeq names its product keratin, type I cytoskeletal 13-like. The transcript has 7 exons. Gene Ontology annotation, molecular function: structural molecule activity. The record is from RefSeq and is a predicted model, not a curated record. The coding region runs from base 54 to 1283 and encodes 409 amino acids. NCBI's taxonomy places the organism in Eukaryota, Metazoa, Chordata, Actinopteri, Carangiformes, Carangidae.